Messenger RNA from Colossoma macropomum (tambaqui), 1734 nucleotides. RefSeq names its product translocase of outer mitochondrial membrane 40 homolog, like (gene tomm40l). Gene Ontology annotation, molecular function: transmembrane protein transporter activity. The transcript has 10 exons. Gene Ontology annotation, biological process: protein import into mitochondrial matrix. Lineage: Eukaryota; Metazoa; Chordata; Actinopteri; Characiformes; Serrasalmidae. The record is from RefSeq and is a predicted model, not a curated record. The coding region runs from base 88 to 1104 and encodes 338 amino acids. Gene Ontology annotation, cellular component: mitochondrial outer membrane translocase complex; mitochondrial outer membrane.
CACCAUAGCUAAAGUGGGCGGGGCGUGAGGGUUUGCGGCGACCUUUCAUUACCGGGUGAGGACUCGUCCUCUGCGAGACGUGCAACUAUGGGUAGUGUCCUGGCCGCCAGUUCACCCAGUCCACCCCCACCAAUGCCAGGUGGCCCGGGCUUGACCUCAGUGCCCCCUGGCUUCACCAUGCCCACAGUGUCGCCCGUCUCGCCCACUGGCAGUGCUGCUGCUGGGCAGCAAGAGACAGAGGUGACGCUUCCCAACCCGGGCGCCUUCGAGGAAUGUCAUCGCAAAUGCAAAGAGGUUUUCCCCAUGCAAAUGGAGGGAGUUCGGCUAACCGUCAACAAAGGCCUCAGCAACCAUUUCCAGGUUAAUCAUAACAUCAUGCUGAGCACCCUGGGAGACUCCAGUUACAGAUUUGGUGCUACCUAUGUUGGGACCAAGCAGACAGGACCUGGAGAGGCUUUUCCUGUGAUGGUUGGUGAUAUGGACAACACUGGCAGCCUCAACGCACAGAUUAUUCACCAAGUAACCAACAGAGUGCGCUCCAAACUAGCUUUCCAGACACAACAGCAGAAGUUUGUGAACUGGCAAGGAGAUGCUGAGUUUAGGGGAGAGGACUUCACAGCUACUGUAACUUUCGGCAACCCAGACGUAGUGGUGGGAUCUGGUAUCGUUGUAGCUCACUACCUGCAGUCGAUCACUCCGUCUUUGGCGUUAGGAGGAGAGCUGGUGUACCACCGAAGGCCAGGAGAAGAGGGCACAGUCAUGUCUUUGGCAGGACGAUACACAGGCUCCAACUUUAUUGCCACACUGACGUUAGGAGGUGCUGGUGCACAUGCUUCAUACUAUCACAAAGCCAAUGAUCAGUUGCAGAUUGGUGUAGAGUUUGAGGCCAGCGCUCGCAUGCAGGACACGAGCGUUUCGUUUGGCUACCAGCUGGACGUCCCCAAAGCCAAUCUCCUAUUUAAAGGUUCUAUAGACAGUAACUGGGUAGUAGGAGCCACACUAGAAAAAAAGCUGCUGCCUCUACCCCUGUCUCUAGCACUUUGUUCUUUCCUCAACCAUCGUAAAAACAAGUUCCAAUGUGGAUUUGGUGUGACUAUUGGUUGAGCCAGGCCAGCUCAACGCCAUAUAGACACUCACAGAUCAAGCGGUCAGAGAAGUACAAAAUCUCCACAUCCAUGUUUUGAUAGGAAUGUAUAUUAGUCCCUGUUUAAUCAGAAAUUGAAGUGUUUCAAGGUUUAACGGCCGUAUGUUUGUUAGUGAAAGUAUUUUACCUUACUCCUGCAAUGUAAAUCUUAGCUAAAAUGGCCAUUAAAAAAGUGUACAUUAUGUAAAAACAUAUGUAAAUCAACAUAUUGUUUAAGAAAUGUGAGAAAAUAUGAGUGAACAGCUUCUGAAAACAUGUGGAAACCAUGGAGAGUCUCUGACACAAUCAUCAAGAAUCGAUCCGGUUGCAUUGCUUUGGUAGUUUGUGUAAUUCUUAUCGCUUUUGUUUGUUCUUUUUGAUAUGGGUUUUUCUUUUUUUCAAACUCAAGUUUCUUUUUUUAAUCUGUGAUCUUUCAGAAAAUGUUUUGAUUUAAAUUAAAGUUUUAUUUUUUUGUUGUUAGCUCCUUAUCAGUUUUCUGUCCUUUUUUCAUGGAUUUCAUUUUCUUUAUACUUCUGUAUUAAGUAUUAAAUCAUAUAAAUAUGUAAACUGUACGCCUCAGAGAAAAUAAAUACAGUUUCCUAUAUAAAACA